AUGUCAACUAGCAAGAAACCCCGAAUUUCAUAUUCUCAGCUUCCGCAGGAAACGAAAGACAGUAGGAACAAGCGGCGGAGAGAAUUACGGCUGCAGAAAAAAACAGAAAAAUUAGAGACAUUACCUAGGAAACAAACACACGAAAUUCCGACUCAGGCAUUUGUUUUACGUGAUGUUAAGUCUUGUGACUUUUGCCAAGCUAAACGGUUCCCCUCGGAACCAGAUGGCUUUUGCUGUUCUAAAGGGCAAGUAUGCCUUUAUUCGGUUAAUGUUCCAGAUGAUCUAUUGGAGCUUUACUGUGGUCAAUCAGCACAUUCACAGCAUUUCCGUCAAUACAUUAGACCAUUCAACAAUUGUUUUGCCUUCACGUCAUUUGGUGUGACCCUCGAUCCCCGAUUCACAAAACCAAAUAACGGUAUAUACACUUUUCGUGCCCAAGGACAGGCAUAUCAUGCCAUUAGAAGUCUUUAUCCACCCCCUGAUAAAAAUGACAAGAAUAAGUAUGCCGCUCCAUCGUUCCUGCAGUUGUACUUUUUCGACACUGAUAAUGAAGUUUCGAAUAGAAACAAAGGGGCAAGUGAACUAGAUCCAGAUGUUAUUUCACGAGUUAUAGAUAUCUUGGCUCCCAAUCUCUAUUCUAUUUUCUUUAGAAGCUUAAGACAAAUACCCGAAGUCGAGUUAGCUACUCAUCAAAUCAAAAUUAGAGCUGAUCCAAAAUUAGAUACCGGGACUCUAGGGGGGCCGACGGCAUCGCAAGUGGCAGCAAUUUGGGCUGGUGAAACUGAAGGCAAUUCGAAUUUGAGAGAGCGUGAUAUAUUGGUGUAUCAGCAUAAUGGUAUUAGCCAAAGAAUUAGGUACUACUUUGGUUGUUAUGAUCCUUUGCAAUACCCACUUUUGUUUCCAUUCGGAGAACCAGGAUGGCAUCAAGGCAUUAAAAAGAUCCGGCCAGCAAAUUCUGAUAAGUCCUACAUUGGACAGCGUGCUGUUCUUCCUCAAUAUUCUGUAACAGGCGAUGAAUUGUUAGCGGCCGAGUCAUUAGUAUAUGAAGAAAAUUGUUCGACGGGAGGAAUGGUGUCGGCUAGAGAAUUCUAUGCAUACCAAUUCCAGAUUAGGCCAACAACUAAUUCAAUAAUCCUUGAGUCAGGUCGUCUUCUGCAACAAUUUUGUGUAGACAUGUAUAUAAAAAUCGAAACAUCCCGAUUAGACUACUUUAGAACUCAUCAAAAUGAAAUAAGGGCUGAUUUGUAUCGAGGCAUUGUGGAUAGUAUAGCACGAGGAGAAUCACGAGGUUCCAAAGUCGGGAAACAUAUUGUGUUACCUGGUUCAUUUAUAGGAGGCCCCAGAGAUAUGCGCAAAAGAUACUUAGACGCAAUGAAUUUAGUAGAGAGAUAUGGAAAACCUGAUAUAUUCUUAACCAUGACAUGCAAUCCCAAAUGGUGUGAAAUUUUAGCAGAAUUGAAACCACAUGAGGACACACAAAAUAGACCAGAUCUUGUGACGCGAGUAUUUAAGAGCAAAUUAGAAGAACUAAAAAACGAAGUCAUCAAGAAACAACUAUUUGGCCCAGUUGCAGCAUACACAUAUGUCAUCGAAUUUCAAAAACGAGGUUUGCCUCAUGUUCAUCUAUUGUUAGUUCUGAAAAAAGGUUUCAAGCUUAAUUCCGCUGCUAAAUUUGAUGAAUUUAUCUCUGCUGAAAUACCUGAUAAGGACAAAUAUCCACAUCUAUAUUCAAUGGUAAUUAGGCAUAUGAUGCACGGACCAUGUGGAGAAUUAAAUGGAGCAAAUGUCUGUAUGAAAAAAGGCAAAUGUAAAAAUCAUUACCCGCGACAAUUUGUAGAGGAAACAUUACUAGCAACAGAUGGGUAUCCGAUUUAUAGGCGAAGAGCAGACAACAAACAGGUCAAGGUUCGUGGUCAUAUGCUAGAUAAUAAGUGGGUAGUUCCUUACAAUCCAUAUCUAUUAGCCAAAUUUGAUUGCCACAUAAAUGUUGAAAUCUGUUCAACAAUCAAAGCUGUUAAAUAUUUAUACAAGUAUAUGUACAAGGGACAUGACAAGGUAGUCUUUCGUAUUUUAGCUCAAAAAAAUAACGAAGACCAUGAUGAGAUCUCUGAAUUCCAAUCAGCUAGAUGGGUAUCCCCCCGGGAGGCAAUGUGGAGGAUUUUUAGAUUUGGUUUACAUGAAAUGCAUCCAGCUGUUAUAAGCUUGCAUUUGCAUUUGGAAAACUGCCAGCCUAUUAGCUUUAAGAAUACAACUAAGCUUGAUAACAUAACUGAUUCUGAUUUUUAUUCGAGAACAAUGUUAACAGAAUUCUUUUACAUGAACACUCAUGACAAAUAUGCCAAAUCAAAGAAAUUGUUGUACAAGGACUUCCCAUCUGAGUUUGUGUGGGUGGUGCGAUCUAAAACAUGGGAAAAACGAAAACAAGGAAAUGUAGUGGGCGGGAUUAUAACAGCAAAUCCAACCGAAGGAGAGCGCUAUUACCUAAGAUUAUUAUUGAAUCACGUUAGGUGUCCUACAUCAUUCUUGCAUCUACGCACUGUUGACGGCCACGUUUACGAUACAUAUGAAGAAGCGGCACUUGCUUUUGGUCUAUUAAAAGAUGAUAAAGGUAAUGAAAAAUGUUUGGAAGAAGCAUGUAUGUAUCAAAUGCCUAAAUCCUUGAGACAGCUGUUCUGUACGUUACUUGUGCAUUGUGCUUGUUUAAAUCCAAAAGAAUUAUUUUGUAAAUUUGAAGAUCAAUUAACCGAAGAUUUCAGUAGGCAAAAUAUGUCGAAAGCUGAAGCUAGACAAUGUCUUUUAGGUGCUUUGAAUUCUAUGUUAGAAUCAAUGGGUAAGAAAUUAGAGCACUAUGGAUUGCAUGAUUUUAUGACAGAUAGAAUGGAAACAUAUCGUGUUUGUAAAGAAAUUGAAGAUGAAAAAAACCUUGACAUAUCUGAAAAAGACUUGUUGGGCGUUUCUAAAUUGAAUAGUGAACAAUUAGCUGCAUUUAAUGCAAUACUACAGGCAAUAAGAGAGAAGAAAGCUGUAUCCUUUUUUUUAGAUGGCCCCGGGGGUACGGGGAAGACAUUUCUGUAUCGUACGAUAUUGGCAACUGUUAGAUCCACAAAUAAAAUUGCUUUGGCAACAGCUACUUCAGGUGUGGCUGCGUCAAUUUUACCGAAUGGGCGAACUGCGCACUCUAGAUUCAAAAUUCCCUUAGAUGGAGAUGGUAACUUAUGUUGCAAUGUUGGGAAACAGACAGGAUUGGCAAGUUUGCUAAAUGCUGCAGUUCUUAUUAUAUGGGAUGAAGCAUCAAUGGCCAAAAGACAAAGUAUAUAG
Rhododendron vialii is the source of this 3318-nucleotide messenger RNA. RefSeq lists its product as uncharacterized. Gene Ontology annotation, molecular function: DNA helicase activity. Bases 1 to 3318 code for a protein of 1105 amino acids. Lineage: Eukaryota; Viridiplantae; Streptophyta; Magnoliopsida; Ericales; Ericaceae. The record is from RefSeq and is a predicted model, not a curated record. Gene Ontology annotation, biological process: telomere maintenance; DNA repair. The transcript has 2 exons.